Messenger RNA from Haliotis rufescens (red abalone), 3605 nucleotides. RefSeq names its product toll-like receptor 4. The coding region runs from base 27 to 3305 and encodes 1092 amino acids. Gene Ontology annotation, cellular component: membrane. The transcript has 2 exons. Lineage: Eukaryota; Metazoa; Mollusca; Gastropoda; Lepetellida; Haliotidae. Gene Ontology annotation, biological process: toll-like receptor signaling pathway; immune response; inflammatory response. Gene Ontology annotation, molecular function: transmembrane signaling receptor activity; protein binding. The record is from RefSeq and is a predicted model, not a curated record.
UGAAUAGAGCAGGUCACGAUUUAGCUAUGGAGCACGUUCGGAAACAUCUGGUGCUGUUCCUACUGCUGGUACACCCUGUUUUAGAGCCUGCUAUGGCAUCCUCCCGAGCUGCAAGUCGAGAUGCAAGUCGAAAUGCAGGUGGGAAUGCAAGUCGAGAUGCAAGUCGAGAUGCAAGUCGAAAUGAGAGUCGAGAUGCAAGUCGAGACGUAAGUAGUGAUGCCAGUCGAGACGCAAGCAGUGAUGCCAGUCGAGAUGCCAGUCGAGAUGGAAGUAGUGAUGCAAGUCGAGAUGCCAGUCGAGAUGCAAGUCAAGAUGCAAGCAACGAUGCAAGUCGAGAUGCAAAUAGUGAUGCCAGUCGAGAUGCAAGUCGAGAUCCCAGUCGAGAUGCCAGUCGAGAUGGAAGUCACGUUGCAAGUCAUGAUGCAAGUCGAGAUGCAAGUCGAGAUGGAAGUCGAGAUGGAAGUCGAGAUGGAAGUCAUGAUGCAAGUAUUAAUGCCAGUCGAAAUGCAAGUAUUGAUGCAAGUCAAGAUGCAAGUCAAGAUGCAAGUCGAGAUGCAAGUCAAGAUGCAAGUCGAGAUACAAGUCGAGAUGCAAAUAGUGAUGCCAGUCGAGAUGCAAGUCGAGAUGCCAGUCGAGAUCCCAGUCGAGAUGCAAGUCGAAAUGCAAGUCGAGAUGGAAGUCAUGAUGCAAGUCGAGAUGAAAGUCGAGAUGCAAGUCGAGAUGCCAGUCGAGAUGCAAGUAGUGAUGCAAGGCUAGAUACAUGUCAAGAUGCGAGUCAAGAUCAGUGUGAACCGUGUCGCUGUUCUUUUUGUGGAGAGAAGGUUAAAGCUGAUUGUUCGUAUCGGAAACUAGACAAGGUCCCAUCCAAUCUGUUACCCAACAUAACUGAGCUCAAUCUUUUAGGAAACAACAUCCAUCGUUUGGAAAAUGGAUCUCUCAGUUAUCCAAAUCUUACCAUAUGUAACAUAUCUUCCAAUGGUCUGAAAGAUAUUGAACUUGGUGUGUUUCAUCAACUGAAAAACCUUGAGAUUUUACACCUUGAUAAUAAUGAUUUAUCUAUAACAGAGGUCUUUCGUCACAGACUGUUUAAACAUCAGACAAAACUUAAGAAGCUCUAUAUUAACCAAAAUGUUAAAUCUCGCCCUUACGAUGCUAGCGUAAACCCAACAUUAGAAUGUAGACACCAAAAAAGUGUAUUCGAAUAUAGAACAAAUUCGAGUUCCAUACUGAAAGACAUUCAUCACAAUGGGAAUACAUUUGGACACAAUUCUUACCAAGGUUGUGCUUUCAAAGAUUUAGUAUCAUUACACGAAUUAUACAUUGAUGGAACGGAAACACUACAUUUUGGCAAGGAAUUCAAGAAUCUGAAGCACCUCCGGUCACUAUCACUAGGGGGGCCGUUUAGGACAUGUUACACGCGUUGCUUGAGGAAUGACACAUUUGAGAAUGUGCCUCACUUACAGAAUCUGGAUCUGUCUUACUGUCUGUUGGUUGACAUUGAACUAUCAUCUUUUGAAGUGCUAAAGAAUCUAAGUAACCUCGAAAUGUCACAUAACAGAUAUCUGGGAAUUCCAAAAAUGGGACAAGCUAUGUAUGGAUUGCAGAACUCGUCUCUGAGAGUGCUAAUCGUAAACGGAUUAGGACGUAUAAUGGGGCUUAGUACAAAGUUGAGAGCUAAAGAUAUCCAGUAUCUAAAGAAUACGAAAUUAGAGGUAUUGUACAUUCAAGGAAACAGAAUAGAAAUAAUUGAUAGAAAUGUAAUGAUUAACCUUCCAACAUCUCUCAGAGGAAUAUCUAUCAAAGGUAAUCACCUUUCGUUUGGUCUUUACAUGAUGGUAUUGUCCACGCUGACAAAUUUGCAGUGGCUGGAUGCCUCCCAUCAAAGUACAUCGUAUGUUUCCUUCUUUGAUACCGCAAGCCUUCAUUCACGUAACCUUCUGCAACUGAAAAGACACAUACCUUUCAGUGGCAAUAUUACACUUUAUGUUCCUCCAAAUGUUACAUUUCUCGAUGUAAGUCAUUCUAAAAUGGCUUUUGAAGUUAUUCGUUUCGAAAUCGGCCCAAACAAACUUAUUGAAGCAGAUUUUUCAUUUAAUUAUUUUACCAGUUGGACGGGUCCCAUCAUAGGGCUAACACACCUGGAAAAAUUAUAUGCUUCUAACAAUUUCUGUGAAUACCUAGCAGAUGGAGUGUUAACAUACUUUCCAUCUUUAAAACAUCUUGACAUUGGUUCCAAUUACCUUGGCUAUACCCUUACGAAUGACACAUUUGGUGAAAUACCUUUUCUAGAAUAUCUCGACUUAUCAAAUAAUAAGAUAAGUUCACUUCCAAAGCUAAUCUUCAAGAACACAAAUCUGCUUAAAAUCCUAAAUCUAAGUUCCAAUUAUUUGAUGUCGUGGAAUAUAGAAAUAAACAAUUUUCAUAUGACAGUUAUAAAUUUAUCAAGAAACACCUUUGACGAAGUUCCAUCUCUUCUGCGCCAUCAAGUCAGUUGUAUGGUAAGUAGGGAUUUUCAGCUGUACUUUAAUGACAACCCUCUCAAGUGCAAUUGCUUAACUUUGACUUCAUUGAAAUGGAUGAGAGAUCAUGCUUCGAAAUUACAUAAUCUUGAUGACUUCAGCUGCCGUGAUGACAGCAACAGACGACUAUUCUUGAAAGACAUCCAUCAAAUCAUCUUCAAGCUUGACAAAAAGUGUUCCUCCUACCUAGGUAUUUCUAUCGGGGUUCUCUGUCUUGUGAUGCUAGUUCUCUGUUUGUGCAUAACAGGUAUCGUGUACAGGUUCAGAUGGAAACUGAGGUAUCUUUACUAUCUCAUACGGAUGAAACACAGGGGUUACCUUGCUGCUCGGGAGGAAGAAGAGGGUGGGCCACAGUUUGAGUUUGAUGCCUUCAUUUCCUAUGCUGACGAGGACCGUGGGUUUGUUGUUGAGGACAUGAGGCAGAUAUUGGAGGGACAGCAUGGCCUUCGGCUCUGUAUCCAUCAUCGAGACUUUCUCGUGGGGGAAGCUAUUGCUGCCAACAUUCUAAACGCUGUCAAAUCCAGCAGGAGGACGGUGAUCGUCCUGUCGAGGAAUUUCUUGAGGAGCUACUGGUGUAAGUACGAAGUGGAGAUGGCCAAGAUGGAGAGCAUCUACACUGGACGAAACACACUGCUGGUGGUAGUCCUAGAGAACAUCCCUGUGAAGGACCUGACCCCUGAUAUUGUGGAGCUGAUGCGUCAAGACUCCUACGUAGAGUACACGGAUGAUCGGGAAGGUCAGGAGGUGUUUUGGCAAAAUCUUGAACGUGCUGUACGUAUUGUGUAGUUGCUUGUUUAGAUGUAGGAGCAUGAUCUAUGUGAGUGUAGAUGUUUCAUAAUUGAUCUGGCUUUUUAACAUUUCUAAUUUCUUACAUUUUACUUCAAUGAAACCCAGAGAUAUAUACUAAACAACAAAAGUUCCUGUAACAUGGAAUAAGAUUUAAUGCAAAGUUAUAUUUUAUACCAAAUCUGAAACAAUUUCGGUUUGCAGCAGAUACAUGACUCCUGUAAGUUUUCAGAUGGUGUAGUUUGCCAUACUUACUUCAGAAAAUCCAUGAUUUCAUAAAAAAACAUGAACAAGCAAAAA